AUGGUCGAGGCGGAGGCCGCCGGGGAGGAUUCGGGCACCCCGCUCGUCGUGGGGGGACCCGCAUGGACAUGGAUUCAAGGCCUGCUCUCCGCGGUGGCGGAGGAGGAGGCGAGCGGCGAGGGCGGGGAGGGGGGCGCGCAGGCAUGGCUGGACGCGCACUACGUCCACGACGUGCACGACCCGGUGCUGUCGGAGUUCGUGUUCGAGGCGGACAAGAACCGGCUGUUCGCGAUGGCGGAGAAGACCGGGAAGCUCGUCCUGAGCACGAGCCCGCCCAUGGUGCCGGGGCACCUCCUGUGCCUCUACCGCGCCAAGGGGUCGCUCCCGAAGGAGGAGAACUACCGCGACGUGGUCCACAAGAUCAAGAUCGGCGGCCAGCACAGCCCGCUGGAGUCCCUGCUGCGCCUGAUGAACACGGUGUACGUGCCCACGAUGCUAGAAAACACCUCGUGGCCUCAGAGCAUGCGCACCGACAUCAUCGGCUCCCUGCACAAGUUCAUGGCCUCGCUCACGGAGCACACGCACGAAAUGGCCGGCAAGACCGUCCUAUACAUCCCCAAGGAGCAGAUAGGGGAUCCCAUGGUGGCUGCCAAGGACAAGCAGCUCGUGCAGCGCCUCGAGGCGACGGUGAUCCACUGGACGCGGCAGAUCAAGGAGGUGGUCAACAACCUCGACAACAGCGACCUGAGCGACGACGCGGGGCCCCUCGCGGAGAUUGAGUUCUGGCGCGCGCGCAGCAAGGACAUGUCGUCGAUCCAGCAGCAGCUCGAACAGCCCCUCGUCGCGCGCUUCGUCGACGUGCUCGAGGCGGCCAAGUCGUCCUACCUCGGCCCGUUCAUGGAGCUGUCCAAGGCGAUCCAGACGGGCGGCGAGGCGGCGCGCGACAACCUGCUCUUCCUGCAGAGCCUGCAGGAGCCGUGCGGCGCGCUGGCCAAGGCGGCCCCGAAGGACAUCCCCGGGCUGAUGCCCAACGUGCUCAACCACGUGCGCAUGAUCUGGUCGCUGUCGCGGCACUACAACACCGAGGACGCCGUGACGGGCCUGCUGCGGAACAUUUCGAACGAGAUCAUCACGCGCUGCUGCGCGCACGUGUCGCUGGAGGCGAUCCUCUCCGGCGACGUGGACGGCGUCAUGGUGACGCUGCAGGAGUCGGUGCGCGCGGGGGAGUCCUGGAAGGGUGCGUACCGCAACACGGCGGCCGCGCUCGAGCGCUCGGGCUCGCGGCCGUGGAAGCUUGACCAGUCGUCGAUCUUCGCGCACAUCGACGCGUUCGUCCAGCGCUGCAAGGACCUGCUCGAGAUCUGCGAAGCGCAGCUCCAGUUCGCGCCGUCGACGCCGCUGCCGAACUUCGGCGGCACGCGCGGCCCCGAGGUCGUCAAGAGCAUCCGGGACAUCCAGGGGUCGUUCCAGAAGCUCGUGAAGCGGCUGCGCGACCUGGGCUACUCGAUCCUCGACGUCAAGGUCACGCGGUGGCACGACGACUACAACGUCUUCAAGAGCGGCGUCAAGGACCUCGAGGUCAUGUUCACCAACGUCGUCGUGCUCGCGCUCGACGCCGUGCCGUCGCUCCCGGCCCGGAUCAACCUCCUCGAGAUCUUCUUCUGCAUGGCCAAGCGCGAGAGCGUCAAGCGCACGGUGGAGAAGAAGACGUCGGAGCUGUACCAGAUGUUUACGCAGGAGAUCAACGUCGUGAAGAAGCAGCUCGACCUCAUCAAGCGGUCCCCGCCGCCCUCGCCCUUCCUCCCGCGCUACGCCGGCGCGGCGUACUGGGCCCAGGCCCUGCUGCGGCGCAUCGCGCACCCGCUGGGGCACCUCCUGCAGAUGCAGCACGCGCUGCCCGACGCCCCCGAGGCCGGGGAGGUCUUCGCGGCGUUCGAGCUCGUCAAGUCGUCCGUCGAGCAGUUCACGCACAACAUGCACCGCGACUGGUACCAGUCCGUCCCGGCGGACGCCAUCCAGGGCCUGGAGCGCUCGCUCAUUGCGCAGGAGGACGGCACGGGCACGCUGGUGGUGAACUUCGACAAGGGCACGCUCUCGAUGUUCCAGGAGGUGUACUACUGGGAGCGCCUGCGCAUGGAGAUCCCCUACGUGGCCAUGGAGAUCAACGCGGGCCGGGAGCGGCUGCGCGUGCUGCGCGAGUCGAUCCUGCUGGUCGUGCGCGACUACAACCAGAUCAUCGGCGCGCUGGACCGCGCGGAGCGCCGGCUCUUCGCGGACCGCAUCCGGUACCUGGACCGGCGCGUGGCGCCCGGGCUGCUGCGCCUGACGUGGACGUCGCCCAAGGCGCAGCUGGACUACUACGUCAAGGAGGCGCGCAGGCACUGCAAGGACGUGUGGACGACGGUGGAGGAGUGGAAGCAGGCGCUGCGGUCGAUCGAGGAGAACUGCCGCAUGAUCGUGGAGUCGCAGCUCAUCAACGUGGAGAAGAAGCGGGUGUACGACCACACGGAGUUUUUCGAGCGGCAGAUGGCCCACAUGUCGGACACGAAGAAGAAGUUCCGCUCGUGCUACGAGGCCAUCAAGUCCACGAUGGACCACGUGUACAAGACGUUCGCCGACGACAGCGAGGAGGUGCAGGCCGAGUGGUACACGCUGACGAAGAAGGUGGACCGCAAGGUGGAGGACGCGCUGCGCGCGACGUGGAAGCGGUCGCUGCAGGAGCUGAUGCGCGCGCUCGACGGCGACAAGAAGACGGAGGUGGUGCCGAUCUUCCACGUGCUCGUGGUGCUGCAGAACGGGCACGCGGAGGUGAAGCCGACCAUCCAGGAGCUGUACAACAUGAUCUUCAAGCUGCGCGACGAGCUCGUGCGCGUCGCGCAGGCCGUCCCGCGGCUCCGGCAGGCCCCGAUGAUCUCGGAGGUGGACCCCGAGACGGGGCAGGAGGUGGUGCGGCCGCGGCGGCAGCUGACGCCGUUCUACGAGAUCCUGCUGCACGAGAACCGCGCGGACAAGAAGACGCAGGAGCAGCUGGUCAACCUCGGCGAGGGCAUCACGGCGCAGGCGAAGCAGUUCCUCGACUACUGGGAGAAGAAGUACCAGCACGUGUGGGACCAGGACAAGGACGCCUACAUCCGGCGGUACAAGAAGGCGGACAAGCCGCUCCUGGCGUUCAACGGGGACACGCAGAAGUACCAGGACCUGGGCGAGGAGGUCAUGGCCGAGGACACGAGCACCAACAUGCGCUUCAUGCGCGUGGACUGCUCGCCGCUGAAGCAGAGCAUCCACGGGCACUGCAACGCCUGGGUCGGCAAGUUCACGGGCCUCCUGCACGACAUAUCCUCGACGGAGCUCAACAACCUCUUCUCGUACUUCCGCGACAACAAGGCCAAGCUGGCCCAGCAGCCGGCCAACCUGGACGAGCUCGCGUCGUCCGUGACGCUGCAGCGGAAGCUCGCGGCCGAGCGCGAGUCCACCGAGGCGCGCUUCCAGCCCCUGAGGGCGAAGUACGAGUCCCUGGAGAAGUUUGGCGUGGGGCUGCGCGACGCAGAGCGCGCCCAGCUGGACGAGCUGGAGGGCGAGUGGGCGUCGUACCUGACGGUGCUCGAGGCCGCGGAGGGCGACCUGGAGCGCGCGAAGGAGACGUUCCGGGAGAAGCUGGUCCAGAUGGUGGACAGCUUCGUCAAGGACCAGGCCACGGCGCGGGAGGAGUUCGAGGACACCGCGCCGUACUCGCACGAGAAGUACAGCGUCGCGGAGGCCAAGGCGUACAUCAAGAAGUGGCUCGAGAACUGCCGCGCGGCGCGGAAGCGCGCGUCGGACCUCACGCGGCAGGGCAUGGAGAUCUUCGCCAUCCCGACGCCGCCGUACAAGGAGCUCGAGAAGACCGAGGCGGAGCUGCGGCUGCUGGGGAGCAUCUGGGACGUCGUGGAGCAGUGGGAGAGCGCGUACAGCGGGUGGAAGGACGGCCUGUUCAAGGACCUGAACGUGCAGGAGAUGGAGGAGGCCGCGGUGCGCAUCCAGAAGACCGUGACCAAGCUGGGCCGCGAGGUGAAGCACUGGCCGCUGUGGGGGUGGAUCAAGGAGACGAUCGAGUCGUUCAAGCGCACGAUGCCGCUGAUCAUCGACCUGCGGAACCCGGCCAUGCGCAAGCGGCACUGGCAGAACCUGAUGGCGCACAUCGGCGAGCAGUUCGACCCGGAGUCGGACUCGUUCACGCUCAGCACCGUCGUGAGCCUGCGCCUCGACCAGCACGCGGAGUUCAUCGGCGAGCUCUCCGGCUCGGCCAGCAAGGAGCUAGCCAUCGAGGUGUCCCUGGGCAAGAUCGGCGACACGUGGGAGACGCUCGAGCUCGACCUCGCGCCGUACAAGGCCACGUUCAAGCUGCGGUCGACGGAGGACAUCUUCGCGGCGCUCGAGGACAACGUCGUCACGCUGUCGACCAUGAAGGGCUCCAAGUUCUUCGUGGUGUUUGAGAAGGAAAUCCUGCGGUGGGAGCACGCGCUGUCGCUGGUGUCAGAGUCGAUCGAGAUGAUCCAGCAGGUGCAGCGCAACUGGAUGUACCUCGAGAACAUCUUCGUGGGCUCCGAGGACAUCCGGAAGCAGCUCCCGCAGGAGAGCAUCCUCUUCGAGUCGGUGCACACGUCGUUCCAGGAGAGCAUGAAGGAGCUGCACGACGUGUCCGUCGUGGUGCGCGCGUGCGACCAGGCCAUGCUCGACCGCUUCGUGGCCAUGGACGAGAAGCUCGAGAAGAUCCAGAAGUCGCUGGAGAACUACCUCGAGUCGAAGCGGCAGCAGUUCCCGCGGUUCUACUUUUUGUCGUCGGACGACCUGCUCGAGAUCCUCGGGCAGGCGAAGGACCCGCUGCAGGUGCAGAAGCACCUGAAGAAGUGCUUCGAGGGCAUCAAGCGGCUGCAGAUGUACGCGCCGGGGCAGGAGGGGCACAAGGUGUACGAGGCGACGGGGAUCUUCUCGCCCGACGGCGAGUGGCUGCCGUUCCCGGACCCCGUGCGCACGGAGGGGCGGCCGGAGGACUGGCUGAACGACAUCGAGGCGGCGAUGUUCAAGACGACGAAGCUGCACCUGUACAAGACGCUCGAGCAGAGCAAGGGCGCGAAGAAGGAGCGGUGGGUGCGCGACAACCAGGGGCAGAUGAUCAUCUCCGCGGGGCAGAUCCUGUGGACGGCGGAGUGCGAGGCGGCGCUGGCCGACCCCGACGAGGCCAAGAAGGCGCUCCGGCAGCUCAAGAAGCGCUGGAUGAGCUACCUGAACAAGCUCACGGGCGUCACGCGGUCGCGCCUGACGAAGAUCGAGCGCAACAAGGUCGUCGCGCUCAUCACGAUCGAGGUGCACGCGCGCGACGUCAUCGACAAGCUGGGCAAGACGGGGUGCUCGCGCGCGACGGACUUCGAGUGGGUGAGCCAGCUGCGGUUCUACUGGGACCGCGACCAGGACGACUGCGUCGUGAAACAGGUCCUGUCGAUCUUCACGUACGGGUACGAGUAUCAGGGCAACAACGGGCGGCUGGUCAUCACGCCGCUGACGGACCGGUGCUACAUGACGCUCGGCGCGGCGAUGUUCACGCGGCGCGGCGGGAACCCGCUCGGCCCCGCGGGGACGGGCAAGACGGAGACCGUGAAGGACUUCGGGAAGGCCCUGGCGCGCUACGUCAUCGUGUUCAACUGCUCCGACGGCGUGGACUACAAGAUGACCGGGAAGAUGCUGUCGGGCCUCGCGCAGACGGGCGCGUGGGCCUGCCUCGACGAGUUCAACCGCAUCGAGGUCGAGGUGCUGUCGGUGGUGGCGACGCAGAUCUCAACCCUCAUGCUGGCCAUCAAGGAGCGCAAGCGCCGCUUCCAGUUCCUGGGACAGGAGAUCCGCCUCAUUCCAUCGUGCGCGGUGUUCGUGACGAUGAACCCCGGGUACGCCGGGCGCUCGGAGCUGCCCGACAACCUGAAGGCCAUCGUCCGGCCGGUGGCCAUGAUGGUCCCGGACUUCACGCUGAUCGCGGAGAUCAUGAUGUUCUCCGAGGGCUUCCAGACGGCCAAGAGCCUCGCGAAGAAGAUGAUCGCCAUCAUGGAGCUGUCGCAGCAGCAGCUGUCCAAGCAGGACCACUACGACUACGGCCUGCGCUCCUUCGUCAUCCCCAUCGCGCGCGCCGCGGGCGCGCACAAGCGCGCCAUGCCCGACGCCUCCGAGGAGGUCAUCAUGUACCGCACGAUGAUCGACCUCAUCAAGCCCAAGCUGGUGUACCAGGACCUGCCGCUCUUCAUGUCGCUGCUGUCGGACCUGUUCCCGGGCGUCGAGAUGCCCACGAACGACGGCGGGGAGCUGCGGAAGGCGCUCGAGGCCGAGCUCACGAAGCACGGGCUGCAGAUCGUGCCGGAGUUCGUCACCAAGAUCAUCCAGAUCUUCGACUGCAAGUUGGCGCGGCACGGCAACAUGAUCGUGGGCAAGACCGGGUCCGGCAAGUCCGAGGCGUGGAAGUGCCUGCAGCGCGCGCUCGCGCGGCUGUGCAAGCAGUUCCCCGAGGAGGAGGCCUACGAGAAGGUGCACGUGUACACCAUCAACCCUCUGGCGCUGUCGAACGACGAGCUGUACGGCGCGUUCGAGCCGUCGACGCAGGAGUGGCGCAACGGUGUGCUCGCGCGCAUCAUGCGCGACGCGUGCAACGACACCACGCCCGACCAGAAGUGGAUCCUGUUUGACGGCCCCGUCGACACGCUGUGGAUCGAGUCGAUGAACACGCUGCUCGACGACAACAAGCUCCUCACGCUCCUCAACGGCGAGCGCAUCUCCAUGACGCCGCAAGUCUCCAUCCUGUUCGAGGUCGAGGACCUGAGCCAGGCGUCGCCGGCGACGGUGUCCCGCGCGGGAAUGAUCUACCUGAACGUGGAGGACCUCGGCUGGCGGCCGUACGUCACGUCGUGGCUGCAGCGGCCCGUGCGCGGCGAGCAGCGCGACCCGCAGGUCGUCGAGAUCGUCCAGCGGCUGGUGGACAAGUACAUCGAAGCGUCGCUGGAGCACAAGCGGCUCAACUGCUCGGAGCUGGUGCCGAUCGACCGGCUGAACGGCGUGCGCACGUUCUGCUCGCUGUUCGACCACUUCGCGACGCCGGACAACGGCGUGUCGGCCGGCGCGGGCGACUCGCUGGCCACGGUGGUGGAGCUGUGGUUCCAGUUCGCGCUGGUGUGGUCGGUGGGCGCGAGCCUGGACGAGGAGGGGCGGAAGAGCUUCGACAUGUUCCUGCGCGAGCUCGACUCGCGGUUCCCCCCCAACGAGACCGUCUUCGAGUACUACGUCGACCCCGUGGGGAAGCAGUGGGUGCCCUGGGAGCAGAAGCUGUCGUCGACGUUCCGCGUGCCGACGGACACGCCGUUCUUCAAGAUCAUGAUCCCGACGAUCGACACGGUCCGCACGCAGUUCGUCGCGGGCGCGCUGGUGCAGGACUUCAAGCACGUGCUCGUGGUGGGCAACGUGGGCGUCGGCAAGACGAUGAUCGUCGACGGGCUGCUGCAGAGCCUCCCGGACGACCGCACGUCCCUCGUGAUCAACUCGUCCGCGCAGACGAGCAGCAACUCGCUCCAGGACUCCAUCGAGGGCCGCCUGGUAAAGCGCACCAAGGGCAUCUACGGGCCGGACGGCGGCAAGAAGAUGAUCGCGUUCAUCGACGACCUGAACAUGCCGGCCAAGUCCAAGUUCGGGUUCAUCCCCCCGCUCGAGCUGCUCAAGCUCUGGGUCGACAACGGGUUCUGGUAUGACCGCCUCAAGUGCGAGGCGAUGAACGUGGUCGACAUGCAGCUGCUGGCGGCGAUGGCGCCCCCGGGCGGCGGGCGCAACAAGUUCUCGCAGCGCAUCCAGGCGUGCUUCUCGACGCUCAACGUGACGCCGCCGAACGACGCGCAGCUGAAGCGCAUCUUCUCGACGCUGCUCAACUCGCGGCUGGCCGACUUCGAGGACGAGAUCCGGCCCCUCGGCGACCUGAUCACGCAGGCGUCGAUCGCGGUGUUCCGCUCCGUGGCCUCGGAGCUCCUGCCCACGCCGUCCAAGUCGCAUUACCUGUUCAACACGCGCGACCUGGCCAAGGUGAUCCAGGGCGUGAUGCAGGCCACCAAGGCCUUCUACGACUCGAAGGAGUCGAUGCUCGCGCUGUGGUGCCACGAGACGUUCCGCAUCAUCGGCGACCGCAUGUGGGACCACGGCGACAAGGCCUGGCUGCGCAACCAGCUCAACAACCAGCUGACGUCGCUCUUCGGCAGCUCGUACGACUCCCUCUUCGAGGACGGCGAGAUGCUCCCGUACGUGUCGUUCAUGCGGCCGAUGGACAACCCGCCGUACGAGGCCGUGCAGAGCAUGGGCGCGCUGAAGGAGACCCUGACGACGUCGCUGGAGGACUACGGCCUCGAGCCGGGCAACUCGCAGAUGGACCUCGUGCUCUUCAAGGACGCGAUGCACCACGUGUGCCGCAUCCACCGCAUCUUGAUGCAGCCGCGCGGCAACGCGCUGCUGGUCGGCGUGGGCGGCUCGGGGCGCAAGUCGCUCGCGCGGCUGGCGACGUACAUCGCGGAGCAGCGCUGCUUCUCGAUCGAGAUCACGAAGAACUACCGCCAGACGGACUUCCGCGAGGACCUGAAGAUGCUGUACAAGCAGGCCGGGCAGGACAACAAGCCGACCACGUUCCUGUUCGACGAGACGCAGAUCAAGCUCGAGACCUUCCUCGAGGACGUGAACAACAUCCUCACGUCCGGCGAGGUGCCGAACCUGUUCCCGAAGGACGAGAUGACGGCCAUCGUCGGCGACCUGCGCCCGCAGGCCAAGAAGGCGGGCGUGCCGGAGACGGAGGACGGGAUCUGGUCGUUCUUCAUGGAGCGCGUGCGCACGAACCUGCACGUCAUCCUGUGCCUCUCGCCCGUCGGCGAGGCCUUCCGGGAGCGUUGCCGCAUGUUCCCCGGGCUGGUGAACUGCACGACGAUCGACUGGUUCACGGAGUGGCCCGCGGACGCGCUGCUCGAGGUCGCGGAGCGGCAGCUCGAGGACCUCCCCGAGGACGUGGUCGACGCGGCGCUGCGCACCAAGCUCGGCAAGGUGUUCCAGACGGCGCACUCGUCGGUGGUGCAGACGAGCGCGCGGAUGCUGGCCGAGGUGAAGCGCGCGAACUACGUGACGCCGACGAACUACCUCGAGACGGUCCGCGGGUACAAGACGCUCCUGGGCAACAAGCGCGGCGAGCUGAUCGACAAGGCGCGGAAGCUCAAGGGCGGGCUCGAGAAGCUCGCGGAGACGUCGGAGCAGGUGCAGGAGAUGCAGGAGGUGGCGAAGCAGAAGAAGGUCGUCGUGGCGCGCGCGAAGAAGGAGUGCGAGGAGCUGCUGGUGCAGAUCGUGCAGGACAAGCGCACCGCCGACGAGCAGGAGAAGCAGGUCAACGCCGAGGCGACGAAGAUCGGGAAGGAGGCCGAGGAGGCGGACGCGAUCGCGAACGAGUGCAAGCUCGCGCUCGACAAGGCGCUGCCGGCGCUCGAGGAGGCGGAGGCGGCGCUGUCGGUGCUGGACAAGAAGGACAUCUCGGAGCUCAAGGCGUACUCGAAGCCGCCCGCGGCGGUGGAGCUGACGCUGGGCGGCGUGCUGACGGUGCUGAAGCGGCCGACGAACUGGGACGAGGCGAAGAAGCAGAUGGGCGACGCCGGCUUCUUGAGCAAGCUGAUGAACUACGACAAGGACCAGCUGGUGGACGCGCUGCUGAAGAAGAUCAACAAGUUCACGAGCAACGCGGACUUCGACCCGGAGAAGGUCGGGAAGGUCUCCAAGGCCGCGGAGGGCAUGUGCAAGUGGGUGCACGCCAUGGAGAAGUACGGCGAGGUGUCCAAGGAGGUGGCGCCGAAGAAGGCCAAGCUCAAGCUGGCGACGGACACGCUGAACAAGAAGAAGGCGGCGCUCAAGCAGGCGCAGGACAAGCUCGCGGAGGUCCUCGCGCAGGUCCAGGCGCUCGAGGACAAGUACAACGGCAGCAUGUCGGAGAACAAGCGGCUCGAGGACGAGCUCGCGGACCUCGAGGGGAAGCUCGAGCGCGCGGAGAAGCUCGUCACGGGGCUCGCGGGCGAGAAGGACCGCUGGGAGACGAGCAUCGCGCUGUUCGAGGACCAGGCGAAGAAGCUGCCGGGCGACUGCGUGGUGGCGGCGGCCUUCAUGUCGUACGCCGGGCCCUUCCCGAGCGAGUACCGCGACGAGCUGGUCGUGCGCACGUGGCUCCCGCAGGUCAAGAACCUCCAGAUCCCGGCGAGCGACCAGUUCGACUUCUGCAUGUUCCUGGCGGACCCGGCGGACGUGCGCGACUGGAACAUCCAGGGCCUGCCCGCGGACUCGUUCAGCACGGAGAACGGCGUGCUCGUGACGCGCGGGCAGCGCUGGCCGCUCAUGAUCGACCCGCAGGGGCAGGCGAACAAGUGGGUGAAGAACAUGGAGGGCGGCCGCGGCCUCAAGGUGCUCAACCUGCAGAUGUCCGACAUGAUCCGGCAGAUGGAGUCGUGCAUCCAGUUCGGCGCGCCCGCGCUGAUCCAGGACGUGCUCGAGGAGGUGGACCCGACGCUGGAGCCCGUGCUGAGCAAGGCCUUCAUCCGGCGCGGCAACAACGUGCUGAUCAAGCUCGGGGACAAGGAGAUCGACUACAACCCCGAGUUCAAGCUCUACCUGACCACCAAGCUGGCCAACCCGCACUACACCCCCGAGAUCUCGACCAAGGUCACGCUGGUGAACUUCGCGGUCAAGGAGUCGGGCCUCGACGAGCAGCUGCUCAACCUCGUCGUCAAGUGCGAGCAGCCCGAGCUCGACCGGCAGAAGAACGAGCUCGUCGUCAAGGUGGCGCGCGGGAAGCGCACGCAGGCCGAGCUCGAGGACCAGAUCCUGCAGAUGCUCGCGACGGCGACGGGGUCGCUCCUGGACAACGUCGAGCUCAUCCAGACGCUCGACCAGUCGAAGACCACGUGGGAGGAGGUCAACGAGUCGCUCAAGGUCGCCGAGGAGACGUCGCGGAAGAUCACGGCCGCGAGCGAGGAGUACCGGCCCGUGUCGACGCGCGCCGCGCUGCUGUACUUCGUCCUCAACGACCUCGCGCUGAUCGACCCGAUGUACCAGUUCUCGCUGGACGCCUACGUGGACCUGUUCCACAUCUCGAUCAACAACUCGCCGCACCCGGGCGCGAUCAACGAGCGCAUCCGCGCGCUGAACGACUACCACACGUACGCCGUGUACAAGUACACGGCGCGCGGGCUGUUCGAGCGGCACAAGCUGCUGCUGUCGCUGCAGAUGACGGCGCGCAUCCUGGCCAACGCGAAGCAGAUCAACCAGGACGAGUGGCAGGCGCUCCUGCGCGGCGCGUCCGUGAUGGACCGCUCGAGCCAGCCGCCGAACCCGGCGCCGCACUGGAUCUCCGAGCUGGCGUGGGACAGCGUGACCACGCUGGAGGAGCUGCCGAACUUCCAGGGGCUCGUGAGCUCGUUCGACGGCGCGCUCCCGGACUGGGAGAACUGGUACCGCUCGAACGAGCCCGAGGCGGAGGAGCUGCCGGGCGAGUGGGAGUCGCGCUGCAACGAGCUGCAGCGUAUGGUGCUGGUGCGCGCGCUGCGGCCGGACCGGCUCAUCUUCGCGGCGACGGCGUUCGUCGCGAACGCGCUCGGGCGGAAGUUCGUCGAGCCGCCCGUGCUCGACCUCGCGGAGACGUACAACGACUCGGUGCCGGCGUCGCCGCUCAUCUUCGUGCUCAGCCCGGGCGUGGACCCGUACGACAACCUCGCGAAGCUCGCGAAGGAGCGCAACAUGACGGAGAAGUUCCACUCCGUCGCGCUCGGGCAGGGCCAGGCGCCCGUCGCCACGAAGCUCAUCUCCGACGGCCUCAAGCAGGGCCACUGGGUCUUCCUGGCCAACUGCCACCUCAUGACGUCGUGGCUGCCCACGCUCGACAAGAUCAUCGAGUCCUUCGCGGCCGCGAAGCCGCACCCGAACUUCCGCCUCUGGCUCUCGUCGAACCCGGACCCCAAGUUCCCCAUCGCCAUCCUGCAGCGCUCGAUCAAGAUGACCACGGAGCCGCCCAAGGGCCUGCGCGCGAACCUCCUCCGGCUGUACAACACGAUCAGCGAGGAGAGCUUCGCCGAGUGCAAGAGCCAGGACAAGUACCAGAAGCUGCUCUUUGCGCUGUGCUUCUUCCACUCGGUGCUGCUCGAGCGGCGCAAGUUCCGCACGCUCGGCCUCAACAUCCCGUACGACUUCAACGACACGGACAUGAAGGUCUCCGACGACCUCCUCAAGUCGUACCUGGACUCGUACGAGGACACCCCCUGGGAGGCCCUCAAGUACCUCAUCUCGGAGGCCAACUACGGCGGGCGCGUGACGGACGAGCUCGACCGGCGCGUCCUGCGGUCGUACCUCGAGCAGUACUACUGCGACGAGGCGCUCGUCGUGCCCAACUACAAGCUCUCGACGCUCCCGCACUACUUCAUCCCCGACACGGGCACCCUGCAGUCGUUCAAGGACUACGUGCUGUCGCUGCCGCUGAUCGACGCGCCGCAGGCGUUCGGACAGCACCCGAACGCGGACAUCUCGUGCCAGACCGAGGACUCGAUGGUCGUCCUCGACUCGCUGCUGUCGCUGCAGCCCAAGACGGGCGGCGCGGGCGCGGGCGGGGACAGCGCCGACGCGCGGGUGGACUCGAUCGCGGAGGACCUGCGGCAGACGGUGCCGCAGCCGUUCAACCUCGAGCAGGUGAUGAAGUCCAAGGCGUCGGACCCGUCCGCGCUGCACGUGGUGCUCUUCCAGGAGGUGGAACGGUACAACGUGCUCCUGGCGCACGUGCACAGCUCGUGCCACGAGCUCCAGCGCGGCAUCAAGGGCCUCGUCGUGAUGAGCGCGGACCUCGACAUGAUCUACGACGCGCUCAGCACCGGCAAGGUCCCCGCCGCGUGGCUCAAGGCCUACCCCAGCCUCAAGCCGCUGGGGUCGUGGGCGCGCGACCUCCUCCAGCGGAUCGAGCAGCUCAAGCUGUGGAUCGACAAGGGCUACCCGGACGUGUACUGGCUGUCGGGCUUCACGUACCCGACGGGCUUCCUGACGGCGGUGCUGCAGACCACGGCGCGGCGCAACGGGAUCCCGAUCGACACGCUGUCGUUCGACUUCACGGUGAUGGCCUCGGAGGACGAGGCGGGGCUGCAGCCCCCGCGCGAGGGCGUGUACGUGCGCGGCAUCUUCCUCGAGGGCGCCGGGUGGGACUACGAGCAGGGCUGCUUGUGCGAGCCCGAGCCGAUGAAGCUGAUCGUGCCGAUGCCGAUCGUGCUGUUCAAGCCCGUGGAGAACAAGAAGAAGCCCGGGAAGAGCACGUACCUGUCGCCGCUGUACCUGUACCCCGUGCGCACGGGCACGCGCGAGAGGCCUUCGUUCAUGAUUAAUAUGGAACUGAAGACUCAGGUGGAGCCCGACCACUGGGUCAAGCGCGGAACGGCCACGCUGCUCAGCCUGUCGACGUGA
Messenger RNA from Pedinophyceae sp. YPF-701, 13446 nucleotides. The record is from the annotation of a GenBank genome assembly. Lineage: Eukaryota; Viridiplantae; Chlorophyta; Pedinophyceae.